Molecule: messenger RNA, 2411 nt
Organism: Ectocarpus sp. CCAP 1310/34
Lineage: Eukaryota; Phaeophyceae; Ectocarpales; Ectocarpaceae
Source: the annotation of a GenBank genome assembly
CUGACGCCUCCGUUGGGAGAGAGAAAGGACGCCCUGGUGAUUCACACCACGCCCCACCGCCGGGAUCUAAAUGAUGCCCUGCUCUAGCACCAUGACCAAAGCCGUUCUGUUCCUGUCGGCGAUGUCGUUCCUGACGGCAGACUGUUACACCAAUUUCCAUCUAGCCAGCGCACCCGUCCGCGUCCGUCACAGUGGGCGCACAAGCAGCAGCGCGGGCCCAGCGCCGAGAUUAACUAUGGAUGCGGCCGACGUGUGCCGUGGGGAGCAAUCGACGCCAGGCUGGGUACGCCUCGCUCAAAAAAACUCGGCGCGCGUCCGUGUCGGCGAUCGGCUUCCCGAUUCGAUCGUGAGGCGCCUCGACGAUGACGGCAUCGUGAAGGAGUUUUCGAUCAGAGACGUCUUCGCUGGGAAGAAAGGAGUUCUAGUAGGCGUUCCGGGGGCGUUCACGCCCACCUGUUCGGCCGUCCAUCUCCCCGAGUUCGUGGACAAGUCGGGAGUGCUCGCCGCGAAGGGUGCCGAGCUCGUGGCGUUCAUUUCCGUGAACGAUGCGUACGUGAUGAAGGCGUGGGAGGACAGCCAGCAGGCUAAGGACAAGGUGCUCAUGCUCGCGGACGGCAAUGGCGACCUCUCUGCUGCGCUAGGCAUGAUGGUAGACCUCUCGGCGCAAGGCAUGGGCCCCCGGUGCAAGCGCUUCCUCUGCGUGGUAGAGGACGGGGUGGUGACGCAUACCCGGAUGAGCGACACGGUGGAGCUGGUCUCGGCCAGCGCGGUGGAGAAGGUGCUGUCCGGCACGGACGGGGGAGAGCGGGGACCCCGCAAGGGCGGUCUGUUCGAAAAGCUGCUGGGGAGGGAGGUCGAAACGAGGGCAGCCGAGGCGGAGACUUUGGGGAGCGAAGGCCUGCUGCGGGCGUAAGGCUUGGGUGCACCGCCGUACGCGAAACUGCAACCCGGUUUCGGGAAGGAACUGCCUGCUCUCGUGGAGGAGCAUCAGGAAAUACUCCCAGUACUGAGGUUGACCACCCUCUCAGGUUAUCAGCUGGGCAUGGGGAACAGGCCAGCGAGCUUCGAGAAGACGGUUGAUUCGCGGUGUGCUCUGCCAUGCGGCCUGGGGUGGGGAGCUUUGGCCUCGGGACUGUGUAUCCAACCAUCCGCUCCCAAGGCGUGGCGUGAGACCCGCAAUUGACCGGGCCGAUCGGCUUGCUUGCACGAGCCGUUUUAAAUUUUUCUGCGAAGAAUUGCAUCUUGUUUGUACCUGUAGUGAAAGCCAACGUAGUAGGAGUGCUCUCAGCAGCCUUGUGGAUAGGGUUACGCUCGUUGCUUGUUCGGUGGUUUGUUUCGCGAGGUAUUUGUCAGCGAGAUGCCGCGCAACAUGCGGGCACAAGGCGCUUGCCGUAUCUUUCGCAUCAAACAGAACCCAACUAGUGCUGUGAUUUGUCACGUCUAAAAUCAAUGCCUACUGCACCCGAUAGUUUAGUUAUGACUGGUGUUGCCAGGCUUGAAGGGUGAACCCACGAUUUGUGGAGUGGGAAAGACGCAAUCAAUAGACGGGAGGCUCAGGCGCUUGAGGGCAGGCAUAGAUCCAUGUUUGGGACGAAGGAUAGGGCGUCCCCUCCAAGCAACUAACUUGUUGGACCUUGAUGCUCUUGGCGGCAUCGGCAACGGGCUCACGAAUCCUGUGAAAUAGUAAGGUGGCGUUGAACCCACGACACCUUCCUUGUAUUGCUCAGAAUGGAGUUACUUCAGCGGUGACCGCGAGAAUGGUGGGGGGCGGGGGGCGGGUUGAGUUUUGUCAGGGUGCCGUUAGGGCCUAAAGGGGUUUUGUUGUAGGCGUUCCUUCGUUUCGGCUGUGGAAGUGUUGGUGGGAAUUGCGUGCUUGAGCGUAGUUGGAGUUGGCGGAAAUUCACAACGUGUGGACAGGGACGAUAAAGAGGGGACUUGUUGCAUGGUAACUGAGUUGUGUUCGCUCUUUCUUGCAGAAGAGGGUGGCUCUUAUGGAGUAUUGGUUUUUGGUAUCACCGGCUCUAUGGUUCCCCAAUGGCUGAAAGUAGGCCAUACCAGACAACACUUUUGUCCCUGGUAUCUGCCGUGGCAUAGUAUGACUUCGUGCCUAUCUGGCAUCGUGCUGGUUACAUGUUGGUAGUAAAGUGUGUUGAGCGUACUGUGACAAGUUCCGUAGUUCAUUGUGUUGGGAUUCGUGAGGUUUUUGCGCUUGGGCACGCUAUCUUUGGGAUGGGGUCGUGGUUCAAUAGAUAAAAUCCUAUUUAGGUGCUACGCUGCAGCGUUCAGUCGACGGCAGCGCAACGUACCUGUGCAUUUUCAACAAGUCUGGUGAAAGCAAUGCCACCCAGGCUGUGCAAAGCAGAACAAGCACCAUCCCCGGAAUCUUUCCGCGUUGGCUGUCUCUCGUGGAC